Spinacia oleracea (spinach) is the source of this 2514-nucleotide messenger RNA. RefSeq lists its product as uncharacterized. Bases 1 to 2514 code for a protein of 837 amino acids. The record is from RefSeq and is a predicted model, not a curated record. Lineage: Eukaryota; Viridiplantae; Streptophyta; Magnoliopsida; Caryophyllales; Amaranthaceae. The transcript is spliced from 3 exons.
AUGAAGCACAUGAUAAUUAAAGGAAUGGAUGUUGAUUAUCAAAAGUGUAUUUGGGUUUUUCACGGAGAAUCAAACGUUGUUGAUAAUGAUGACAUCUUUGAGGAUAAUUUUGAUGAUGUCAUUGAUAAUACCAGUGAAGAUGGUAUUUUUAAGAUGGUAGGAGAUGCUUUUGACUUUCAUGAAUCUACAACUAGUCCAUCUGCAAUAAAUAUUGAAGCUGAAGCAUUUUUUAAGUUACUUGAAGAUGCUGGGCAACCUUUAUAUAGUGGUUGUGAAGAAUUUACCAAACUGUCAUUCAUUGUUGAGAUGUACCAUUUAAAAUGUCUAUAUGGUGUAAAAGAUGUGGCAUUUGAUGCACUAGUGAAAUUAUUUAAAAAAGCUCUUCCAAAAGAUUCUACAUUGCCAAAUUCUUUUAAAAAGAUAAAAACAAUCAUUAAAAAACUUGAGUUGGAUUAUAAAAAGAUUGAUGUAUGUCCAAAUGAUUGUGUGCUUUUCUGGAAGGAUAAAAUUAAACUAGAUAAUUGUCCAAUUUGUGAUGAAUUGAGGUGGAAAACGGCAGAUGAUGGUACAAUCAUAGAAUUGGUUAAUGGUAAAAAAGUCCCAAAAAAAGUAUUGCGUCAUUUUCCAUUGAUACCUAGGCUAAAAAGGCUAUUUAUGUCAUCUAAAACAUCUCAUCUCAUGCGUUGGCAUGUUGAUCAAGAAAAAGAUGACAAAAUGAGGCACCCUUCUGAUUCAUGUGCGUGGAAAGAAUUUGAUGUGAGGUAUCCUGAUUUCGCUAGGGAUCCUCGAAAUGUCAGGCUUGGUUUAAGUAGUGAUGGUUUCAAUCCUUUUGGAAUGAUGAGUACUCAAUAUAGUAUAUGGCCGGUUGUUUUAAUGACUUAUAAUUUACCUCCAUGGCUAUGUAUGAAACAACCGUAUUUCAUUCUUUCUUUGCUUAUACCAGGCCCUAAGGGUCCAGGAAACGAUAUUGAUGUGUUCUUGGAACCUCUAGUUGAUGAGUUAGAACUAUUGUGGAAGGUAGGUGUAGAAACUUAUGAUGCCUCAAAAUGUGAAACAUUCACAUUACAUGCAGCCUUAAUGUACACCAUCAACGACUUCCCUGCCUAUGGCAAUCUCUCUGGUUGGCCAACAAAAGGUAAACGUGCAUGCCCGUAUUGUAAUGUUGAUACAUGUUGCAUGUAUCUUAAAGGAAGCAAAAAACAGUGUUACAUGAGGUAUCGUUGUCUCUUAGAAGAAAAUCAUGAGUUGCGCCAAAAUAAGAAAGCAUUUGAUGGGAAAGUUGAGUUGGCACCUCCUCCUAGAUCUUGGACCGGAUCAGAAUUGUUAGAGCAAAUGAAAGAUGUUGAUGUCAUAUUUGGAAAGCAUCCUGAGACAAAAAAAUUGAACCAGCUAAACAAGCGGAAAAGGGGGGUUGAAAAAGUACCAUGGAAGAAGAUAAGCUCGUUUUUCAGGUUGGAGUAUUGGGAACAUCAUCCUGUCCGUCAUAAUUUGGAUGUUAUGCAUAUAGAGAAAAAUGUUUCGGAGAGCAUCAUUGGCACACUUUUUGGCAUUGAAGGUAAAUCAAAAGAUACUACUCAAUCACGUAUUGAUCUAGUACAUUUGAACAUAAGGCAAAAUCUUCAUCCUCAAGAAGUUAGUGGGAAGAAGACAUAUUUACCUCCAGCAAGUUUUACAUUGAGUAAGAAAGAAAAAGAAGAGAUGCUAGGUGUGUUAGCUUCUGUUCGAGUUCCAGAUGGGUAUGCAGCUAAUAUUAAAAGGCGGUUUAUAGAUGGUAAACUUUAUGGCUUGAAAAGCCAUGACCAUCAUAUACUCAUGCAACAGUUGCUUCCAUUGGCUUUAAGAAAAAUGCAAAAUAAAGACGUUAGUCGUGUUUUAAUCGACAUUUGCAACUUUUUCAAGGAGUUGUGUUCUAAGGCUGCAACACCAGAAGACUUUGAGAAGUUAGAGAAACGCAUUGUUGUGAUACUUUGCCAUAUGGAGCGUAUCUUUUUACCUGCUUUUUUUGAUGUUAUGGUACACUUACUUGUGCAUUUGCCAUAUGAGGCAAAGAUACUUGGUCCUGUUUUUCAGCGUUGGAUGUAUCCCAUAGAAAGGUAUUUGAACACAUUGCAGUCAUAUGUUAGAAAUAAAAGUUGUCCAGAAGCAUCUAUUGCCAAUGGAGCCCUUGCUGUAGAGUGUCUUGGUUUUUGUGCUCGGUAUUUACAAGAUGUGGAAACAAGAGAAAAUAGAUGUUCGAGGAAUGAUGAGGGGCAUGGCGAUGAUGUUGUAAAAGGAUUGUCUAUUUUUUCCUUAAAAUGUCGUGCAAUGUCCAAAAGAAGAAACUACAAGCCAGAUUAUUUUGUAAUUGAACAGGCCCAUAGCUAUGUAUUAGCUAAUUGUGAAGAGGUUCAAGUAUAUGCAAGGGAGUAUUAUGGCAUUAUUUGUGAUCAAUAUCAGAAUACGCCUGACAUCGUUGAUGAUAUAUAUAGAAAACAAUUUUCACAAUGGUUUUCAGUUAAUGUAAGUUCCAAAUAA